Acomys russatus (golden spiny mouse) is the source of this 3309-nucleotide messenger RNA. It is a transcript of the gene Baiap2, whose product is annotated as BAR/IMD domain containing adaptor protein 2. The record is from RefSeq and is a predicted model, not a curated record. Gene Ontology annotation, molecular function: protein binding; cytoskeletal adaptor activity. Lineage: Eukaryota; Metazoa; Chordata; Mammalia; Rodentia; Muridae. The transcript has 14 exons. Gene Ontology annotation, biological process: positive regulation of actin filament polymerization; actin filament bundle assembly; actin crosslink formation. Gene Ontology annotation, cellular component: nucleoplasm; cytosol. The coding region runs from base 113 to 1681 and encodes 522 amino acids.
CGCGCUCUGUGGUCCCGGUCCGCGCGCCUUUUCCUGUUGCUGCAGCUGUCGCCUUCCUCACCGCCGCCGGUGCCCCUUGCUCUGGUCUGUGGUGUAGCCGGGACCCAGGACCAUGUCGCUUUCACGCUCGGAGGAGAUGCACCGGCUCACGGAAAAUGUCUACAAGAGCAUCAUGGAGCAGUUCAACCCCAGCCUCCGCAACUUCAUCGCCAUGGGGAAGAACUACGAGAAAGCCCUGGCAGGUGUCACCUUCGCAGCCAAAGGGUAUUUCGAUGCUCUGGUGAAGAUGGGGGAGCUGGCCAGCGAGAGCCAGGGCUCUAAGGAACUUGGGGAUGUCCUCUUCCAGAUGGCUGAAGUCCACCGGCAGAUCCAGAACCAGCUGGAAGAGACGCUGAAGUCUUUUCACAAUGAGCUGCUCACGCAGCUGGAGCAGAAGGUGGAGCUGGACUCCAGGUAUCUAAGUGCUGCACUGAAGAAAUACCAAACCGAACAGAGGAGCAAAGGCGACGCCCUGGACAAGUGUCAGGCUGAGCUAAAGAAGCUCCGGAAGAAGAGCCAAGGGAGCAAGAAUCCCCAGAAAUACUCGGACAAGGAGCUGCAGUACAUCGACGCCAUCAGCAACAAGCAGGGUGAGCUGGAGAGCUACGUGUCUGACGGCUACAAGACAGCACUGACUGAGGAGCGUAGGAGGUUCUGCUUCCUGGUGGAAAAGCAGUGUGCUGUGGCUAAGAACUCCGCUGCUUACCACUCCAAGGGCAAGGAGUUGUUAGCUCAGAAGCUGCCUCUGUGGCAGCAAGCCUGUGCCGACCCCAACAAGAUCCCAGACCGUGCCGUCCAGCUGAUGCAGCAGAUAGCCAGCAGCAAUGGCUCCAUCCUGCCAAGUGCCCUGUCAGCCUCCAAGUCCAACCUGGUCAUCUCAGACCCCAUCCCCGGAGCCAAGCCCUUGCCAGUUCCACCUGAGCUGGCCCCAUUUGUGGGGCGGAUGUCUGCUCAGGAGAAUGUUCCUGUCAUGAAUGGCGUCGCAGGCCCGGACACCGAGGACUACAACCCCUGGGCUGACCGCAAGGCUGCCCAGCCCAAAUCCCUGUCUCCCCCGCAGUCUCAAAGCAAGCUGAGCGACUCCUACUCCAACACGCUUCCCGUGCGCAAGAGCGUGACUCCGAAGAACAGCUAUGCCACCACUGAGAACAAGACACUACCACGGUCAAGCUCCAUGGCAGCUGGCCUAGAAAGGAACGGCCGCAUGCGGGUCAAGGCCAUUUUCUCCCACGCAGCUGGUGACAACAGCACUCUGCUGAGCUUCAAGGAGGGCGACCUCAUCACGCUGCUAGUGCCCGAGGCCCGGGACGGCUGGCACUACGGCGAGAGCGAGAAGACCAAGAUGCGGGGCUGGUUUCCCUUCUCCUACACUCGGGUCCUGGACAGCGACGGAAGUGACAGGUUGCACAUGAGCCUGCAGCAGGGCAAAAGCAGCAGCACAGGCAACCUUCUGGACAAGGAUGACCUGGCCAUCCCUCCUCCUGACUAUGGCACAUCCUCCCGGGCCUUCCCCUCCCAGACAGCUGGGACUUUCAAGCAAAGACCCUACAGUGUGGCAGUUCCCGCUUUCUCUCAGGGUCUGGAUGACUACGGGGCACGAUCUGUGAGCAGUGGCAGUGGCACGCUGGUGUCCACAGUGUGAGGACGCUGACCCCAGGCAGCCGCUCUGAAGAGCUCCCCCAGUCUCCACCGGUUCCCCUCCUCAGCUCUCGUUGGUUUGUUCUUGGGUUGUUCUCUUUCCCACCCGCUCCUGCCUUUUGGUUGGUGACCCCAGACUCUGAAAUCCCCCAGGGUCCAUGGUGCUGCUCCCUGCGCCCCUGUGCUCACGCCCCCAACAGGUGUCCCCAGCCUUGAGCAUUAGCUGCUAGGUGGGACCUGCUGGCUGGGUGGCAAAGCAGCGUCCUCACCUGCUGUCCCAGCCCUGUGGUGUUCAUGGCCCACAUCCCUUUUCUAAGGCUGGCCAUGAGCCAGGGCUAGAGUUUGAAGAAACAGAAAAAUCUUUAAAAAAGAAAAAAAAAAAGAAAAAAAAAGAAAAAUAGGAAAAAGAACUAUUUUUUUCCUGAAAACAAAAACAGAUAUGCAUGGCCUCCGGUGUACGUACUGUUAUUCUGCAUCUGACCCCCAGAGUGCUGGCGUCUUCUAGAACAUGAAGGGACUUAGGGUCCUGGGGGGGCCCAAGCCCAGGGACCUUAACCUGCCUCAGGCCCCUUCCAAGGGCUGCGCCAAGAAAAGGGACAUGGGCACUUGGGUGCCUCCUGAGGAAGCUGGCCACUCCUGUGAUGGAGGCUGCAGCCCCAGCCAGGCCCUGCCCACCCACAAGCCAGGCACCGAGCUUCUCUCCUCCUCGGCAGAUACUGCCAGGCAGAUGUAUGUAGGACAGAGUGUGGCAUCCCGACACAGGGUGGCGUUACCUCAUGCAGUGCCCUGGUGGGAGCUGGCGGCAAGAGCAGGUGCUGCCCAGGCCACGUGCGAACAUUCCAAAGACCUCAAGACCAACCCCACCCGUCCAUACACAAACACACACACUUUAGCCAGACUUUGAGGGAGUCACAGCUUCCUGUUGCCCCUGGGCUGCAGAGGGCUGGGUCUGCGCUGCCAGCCUGGCAGGGCUGUGGGGAGAGGCGGGCCCUGGCCUGGCUCCUAAGCACUCUCAUCUUUUGUGUGUCUUGGUGACUUUAGAAACAGGCACACUGGACUCAGUGGCUACUGGUUUUGUCUCUUCACACACUGAAUUCUGGGCAGUGGAGCCCAAGGCCCAGGGGGCUCAGCCGUGCAGCUGGCGGGAGCCCUUGGGAAGCUGCAGACGUGCCUCUGAUGUGGUUAGCAAAAGCCUUCCGCAAGCCUGCCGAGGACUAGGGCGUGGCUGGUCCAGUCUGACAGCAGCAGCUCAGACACAGACAGACCUGUUUUAUAUUUAAGGAAAACACAGCCAGGACGUGGACCUGUGUAAAGAACUUUCUGUGUUCUAAUUUUGCUAAAAGAUUUCAAAUCCAGGGGAUUCCAUGUGCAAUGGUGAAUGUAGACACAAAGCCGCAAACUUGUAUGAAGAUGUAAAGUGCUAAAAAUAUUUUUUUCCUUUUUCCCUUUCCUUUUUUUUAAAAAAAUCUGAACUGUGCCCUGUACUGCAGUUAAUUGUUGGAAUAAAGGUUUUAUUUAUUGCACUGAGUUGGUUUGGUGCCUCCUUCAGCUCCCUGGCACGUGUUGGGGCUGUACGGGCCAGGCCACGCCUCAGUGCACCCCAGCUUGCGGCCCAUCUGCAGUCUCUCUGCA